UUAUCGGUGCGUGCACUCCUGACUUUCAUUUGGAGAUAUUUCAUUAACUGCGCGGUGUCUUAACGCGAGCUGCGCCACUUUACCCUCUUCCGUCAGCCGCCAGAGGAUUGGCAAACUGGUGCGGCAACUUUCCUGCAUCAAAUCCCUGUCGCUGAAACAUGUCGUUGACCAACACAAAGACGGGCUUUUCAGUGAAGGACAUUUUGGACCUCCCUGACACUAACGAUGAAGAAGGAUCUAUCACCGGGAACGAGGAAGAUACGGAGGGUUCGGAGGCGACCAAAACGCCUGGAGUGUUAGUGCAAAGUCCUUUAGAGAAUGUUCAAAAUCUUCCUUUAAAGAAUCCUUUCUACGAUAGUAGCGACAAUCCUUAUACCAGAUGGCUCGCAACUACGGACAGCAUCCAAUACUCUUUGCACGGUUUAUCAGCAAACUCUCAAGACUCGUCUGCAAAAUCCCCGGAACCUUCUGCAGAUGAAUCGCCGGACAACGACAAGGAAACUUCAAGCAACGGCAGUGACUCUGGUAAGAAGCGCAAAAGGAGGGUGCUCUUCUCCAAGGCGCAAACUUACGAACUCGAGCGCCGGUUUAGGCAACAGAGAUAUCUGUCAGCGCCAGAGAGGGAGCAUCUCGCUAGUUUGAUUCGUCUGACGCCGACCCAAGUGAAAAUCUGGUUCCAGAACCACCGGUACAAAAUGAAGAGAGCCCGGGCCGAGAAAGGUAUGGAAGUGACCCAUCUCCCUUCUCCUAGGCGGGUGGCCGUGCCUGUUUUAGUAAGGGAUGGCAAACCCUGUCAUACGCUAAAAGCUCAGGACUUGGCAGCCACUUUUCAGGCAGGAAUACCGUUCUCCGCUUAUAGCGCCCAAUCUCUCCAGCACAUGCAAUAUAACGCGCAUUACAGCGCCGCCACCACACCACAGUUUCCCACAACACACCACCUGGUGCAAACGCAACAGUGGACUUGGUGAACAAAUACUGACUUGCAAACGUUGGGCUGCAUUUAAAGACCACAAUAGGGAGCUUUCCAAACAAAAAUACAGGACUUUUUCUUUUUUUGCAGCUUGGCCCAUUCUCAUUCUCAGUUUAUUUUGGGGAUUGACGUGUGCGCCAUGUUUACAUGUUUUCGUUAAGAAAACUGGGUCAAGCCUCUCCCCAAAUUUAAGAAUGUUAAAGCUCUUGUGAAAUUUUGUAAAGUAUGUUUGUGUGUUGUAGAAAUGUUUUCUUUUUGUCCUUCGUGUUUAAAGCACGUGAAAAACCACUUUAUGACUAUAGAAAGUUUUAUUUCUUUCUUUUACAAUGAACCGAAUAUAUUUAUGGCCAUGAAUAAACACUGGCAAACUUUAGCUUAUUUCAUUGGUUUGUUUUCUAUGUAAAUAUUUUGUGAUAACUGUUUGCAAUAUUAUGUUUUGCGGUUCAGUAAGCUAUAGCCUAAAUAUUUACAAUAUUUAGGGAUAAAAUGCAACAUCAAUUGUCGUGUAAUUUCAGCAAGAACGCGCGCUGAUGAGGGAAUUACUUAAUUCUUUUUAUUAAGACUUUUAAUAAAAUGAUGUGUUUCAGAAAU
This is a messenger RNA of Paramisgurnus dabryanus, 1561 nucleotides long. The record is from RefSeq and is a predicted model, not a curated record. Lineage: Eukaryota; Metazoa; Chordata; Actinopteri; Cypriniformes; Cobitidae.